This is a messenger RNA of Musca domestica (house fly), 738 nucleotides long. RefSeq lists its product as uncharacterized. The record is from RefSeq and is a predicted model, not a curated record. NCBI's taxonomy places the organism in Eukaryota, Metazoa, Arthropoda, Insecta, Diptera, Muscidae. Bases 101 to 697 code for a protein of 198 amino acids. The transcript is spliced from 2 exons.
AUUGAAAAGGCCAUUAGGCAGACGCAUCAGGUCGCCACCCUAUAUAAGCUAAAGCAUUUCGAUAGCCACACUUCAUAGUCAUAAAAAUAUUCUUGACAAAAUGAAGUGCAGACUGCAAUGUCUGUUGUUCGCAUUAAUGCUGGGACGAGCAUUUUCGAUGAUUAUGGUCAAUACCGGCGGAGUACAUGAUAAGUACAGUGUUGAAACGAAAACUGGAACUACAUCACCGGCAGCUGGUGGUAGUGCCGGCACUGCAGCAAAUACUGGCGCAACAACAGUUACUACAUCCGCCGGUCAACUAGAUCUUUCAGCUCUUACCCCAAUUCUUGGAUCUCUAUUAUCAUCUGCUGGAUCAUCGACAGCGGCGACAGGUUCGGCAACAGGUGCCACAAGUGUUACACCUAACCUACAAAACCCUACGACAUAUACCCCCUCUCUAUUCAAUAAAUUUGGUGGGGCAGGUGGUGGUUUGUCAAUUUUUCAAUUGUUAAAACCAAAUUCCAUUGCACCCCCAAGAUCGAACUUUUCUUUGCGCGAUAUAACGGAGAUGGUAACAACCAUUUACAAUACCAUCAACAACAGUAAUAAUGCCCGUUUCAGUCACGACCUGCCGCAAUUUUAUCCGUAUGCGUACAAGCAAUAUUAUAAUCCAUAUGAAGCUCAAUAUCCGGGUGCUCCUCAACUUUACUAUGUGUAACGAUUUUAUGUAAACGGAAUGAAAUAAAAUAUUGAAAAUUA